GUUCGUUAUCUCCAUAUCCUUCUCUUCUGUUGUAGUAAGAAUACGGCAAAAUUGAAAGGAUGAAGUUUUCCAUUCUCUUUGUGAUUUUGAUUUUAAUUUCUCAAGUGAACACGGCUUCCUUGUUAACUGGUACUUAUGGUUCUAACUCCACAGCUUUGAUUCACGAGAGACGCGACAUCAAGGAAAUAGACGUUCUCAGACAGUUGAUCAACCAGGAGACUCUGAUCCGCGUGUCCGUGGUCAGGGACGUCACGGCAGUGAUGGAUGACGUCAAGUCUUUGAAAAGGCGGAUCAAAACUCAAAGUCAACACAACGUUUUAGCAGAGACAAUAGAAGCAUUACAGAUAAAGCUUGAUUCUCUGAGUCAGGACAACUCUUUACAGCUGCAGGUAGAAGCAUUACAAAGGCAGAUUGACAAUCUAAGUAAAAACAGCACUUUGGUGCAGACUGUAGAAAUGUUAGUAAGUCAGGUCAAUUCGAUGAGGCAGGACAACGCUUUACAACAGAAAGUAGAAUCGUUAAGACGGCAGAUUGAAUCUCUAAGUAAGGAUCACCAGAGGAUUUCCACAAAUCAAAAUAAGAUUCAGGACUUUGGUGAGAUGUUGAAGAUUCUCGAGGAGAAUAUAACAGAUGUCCAUAAAGAUUUACAGAGGGAUAUAAAACAGAUAAUCGAGAACGGUUCCAAACUAAACAGAGAUUGCAUGGACUUCUAUCUUGCUGGACUUUCUCCGACCGAUGUAUAUAGAAUACAUCCCUACAAUAAUGAAAGUCAGGUACACGUGUACUGUGACAUGGAGACCGAGGGCGGAGGAUGGACAGCAAUUCAGAAACGAUCGAGCGGAUCUAUUGGUUUUGAUAGAACGUGGGCGGAAUAUAAAAAAGGAUUUGGAGAUCCAUCUGACUCUUACUGGAUAGGUAAUGACGUGAUUCAUCAACUUACCAAGGGAAAUAAAUCCUCCCUUUACGUCUCCAUUACAUUAAGAAACGGUACCACGUUAUAUGAACUCUAUCAUCAGUUUUCUGUCUCUGAUGAAUCAGACAACUACAGACUCUUUCUUGGGGGACCAGCUACCGGGACAUUGGGAGACAGCAUGAGAAGCUACGAUCUGUCUGGGAUGUCCUUCAGUACCCCGGACAGGGAUAACAACGGGUCUAGAGGAUAUAACUGUGCUGCUUACAGUACCCGUAGAGGAGGCUGGUGGUUCAAUGACUGCCACCGAGCCUUCCUUAACGGUCCUUGGUCCCCGGGGUCCUGGUCCGCUCCAUGGUAUCCCACAGUGACUGAUAGUAAACAGAUAAAGGAGACUUUUAUGAUGAUCAAACCUACCUGAAACGCAUGUGUUUAUGCCGUUUUACAUUUCGUUAAAAUUGUUUAUUUAAAUCAGUUUUUUUAUAAUUACGACAUUAAGUCUACUUAGAUAUUUCCUGUCAUGAUUGUCUUUUAUAAUGUACAUACGAUGUUAAAUAUACUGACUCAUGAUUUAAUCAUUCUAAUCAUAAGGGGUUUAUCAGUGUAAUAUUAUUUAAUGUUAUAUUACAAAGUAAAGAUUUUGAUUUUAAGUAAUUACGUUAUGGAUUUCGCGAUAUAGUCCUAUAAAGUCAUUGAUAUAAUCUUAUUAUUUAAAAAAAAUCAUUACUCAGUUUUUCUCUACUAUUUUUUCGCUGAUGUAUUGAAUUGUUUAUUGUAUUAUCUACUAUCAUUAACAAUUACAACAAUUAAAUGACUAACAUUAACACUGCUUUUAUCUGAUUCAUGUUGUGAAUUGUUUACAAUCUGGCAUAUUGUUUUACCUUCUUAAAUGUCUAUAUUCAGAUAUUUUAACAUCCCAUUAUUGAACAUACAAGAAAUAUUCAACACUAACCCUCCAAAAAACAAAUACAGAGAAAACUCUAAUUAGACAACUAUGCAAUCAUUGUGAAUUAAAAUCUUUAUUUUCA
This is a messenger RNA of Saccostrea cuccullata (small rock oyster), 1938 nucleotides long. Its product is annotated as fibrinogen-like protein 1. The transcript has 5 exons. Bases 60 to 1331 code for a protein of 423 amino acids. The record is from RefSeq and is a predicted model, not a curated record. NCBI's taxonomy places the organism in Eukaryota, Metazoa, Mollusca, Bivalvia, Ostreida, Ostreidae.